UGGAAAAAACACGUUUAAAGAUUCACAGACACAGUAUAUCUCCGUAAAUUUGUGUAUAUCACCGUUAAUUGCUCUCAAAUUUUCACAGAAUCAUCUUAAGAUAUUGUACAUUAACAAAAAAUAAAAAGAAAAGCAAAAAUAAAAAAAAUACCUUACUCCCCCCUUAAGUGAAACGACACCAGUGUCGAUUAGGCAGCGACAUUUUAGUAUCGUUAUACAUAAGUGUCGCUGACUUUGCCUAAAUAUUUUGUAAAAUUUCUUCAAUAUCUGAAGUUAUGGCAGAGGUUCGAGGUUUGGUAUAGGGCACGCUCCGAAGUACAGUUGCGGCGGAAGCCCUAUUACUUUCCGGACAAACCCUGUAUACGUACGUAUAUUUAUGUGUUAGUGAUUUGUUAUCUCGAGUUUAGCCGAGACUGAAUAACAUUUGAAGCGCUGCUUUCCUCACAUACGCAGAAAACGUUAACUUUCAGUCAAGCUACAGUCAUAGAAAAUGUCGCUUCGUUUUCAAUAUUUGUGCAUAAUUUUUGGGCAUAUUUUGUACGCAGUGAAUUGUUGCGUUUCAUUGCAAAUCAAUUCCCAACCUGUGCCAUUUCUCACCUACCCUUGUGAUGAUGAUUUAUUUAAGAGCGCGGUCAACAAGGUGGAGCUUUUGAGCCUCAAAUUAGAGAGUUAUAAUCUGCAUAUGCAAAGCGAAUUAAAGACAAUGAAAGAAAUUAUACGUGAAAUAAAGAAGAAUCAGGAAUCAGCGCCACCUGCAACCAAGAAACCAGCAUCGUGUAAAGAAGCGAUGCGCCAAGAAAACGGGAAAUAUGCAGAGAGUGGUGUUUAUGAACUUUAUCUGCCUGAAUUUCUUCAUCAUCCUUUCAAUGUUUAUUGUCUUCGUGAUCCUGAUGGCGGUGAACCAUGGGCUAUAAUUCAGCGUCGACAAAGCAAUGACACCGACUUCUAUCGCGAGUGGGUUGAGUAUGAACACGGUUUCGGCGACUUGAAUGCCAAUUUCUUUCUCGGCUUGGAUAAAAUACAUGCAUUGACUCAUUCGCGAUCUCAUGAGCUUUGGUUUCAAUUAGAAGAUUUUGAAAAUGAGAAACGUGUUGCUAAGUACGAGAGUUUCGCUAUAGGCAAUGCUCAGGAUAAGUAUGAGUUAAUUUCGCUUGGAAAAUAUUCAGGCACGGCCGGUGACUCGUUCUCUCAGCAUCUGGGGCAAAAAUUCACCACUAAAGAUAGAGAUAAUGACAAAAGUAGGGAUAACUGUGCGGUGGAAUAUACGGCAGCUUGGUGGUAUAAGCAUUGUUAUGAGAGCAAUCUGAAUGGUUUAUAUUUAGGAGGAGAAUAUCCGCAAAGUCAGGAAGGCAAAGGCGUGGUGUGGAAUGCCUGGCGUGGAUUUUAUUACUCCCUCAAAUAUGUACAUAUGGCUAUAAGACCAAAGUAUUAUAACUGAGAUAUUGGCUUGCUAUUGAAAACCUUAGCCUCCAUAAAAUGUUAAACAUUACUGACGUUAAAGCUAUUGAAACUAAUUUAACUUAGCAUAAUGUUUUAUGGAACCUUACAUAUUCUAUUUAGCAACAAUUAACACAUUAUUUGAAAAAAUACCUUUUCUUUUAUUUCCAAGGACAGUAUAGAAAACAAUCGUUUCAUAAUAUAAUUUACAUUUGUAUGAAUGUUAUGACAAAAAACCUGUAGAAAUUUGAAUUAAGUUCUCCGGUUAAAUCAUAUUUCAAAAAAUUGUAUUUUGCUAAGUUGGUAGGACUGUAUUUACUGUUUACAGCAGCUGCUUAAGGGAUCAUCGAUUUUUUGUUGCAUUAUCAGAUAGUAUACACUAUAAUAAACAUUCUCUCAAAUUUUGACUUUGAAAACGUCACUCGUGCACUUUGCUACGGGAUAGGC
Molecule: messenger RNA, 1884 nt
Organism: Bactrocera dorsalis (oriental fruit fly)
Lineage: Eukaryota; Metazoa; Arthropoda; Insecta; Diptera; Tephritidae
Product: ryncolin-2-like
Exons: 4
Coding region: 491-1438 (315 amino acids)
Source: RefSeq, a predicted model, not a curated record